AUGAGUCAGCGUUCCAGCACUUCUGAGUUCGGCGCCUUUGGCGACUGGAAGUCGGACGGCUUGGAGUCCGGGUCGGAGGCCUCGUCAGAGAACUCCUCCUCCAUCGUCUCCAACGCAGCAAGCGGCUACUCGCUCCUGACGGCGAGUCUGAGCCGGGGGCCGCGGAAACUGAGCAUGUUGCCCGCCUCCGACCUCGAGGAGGAGAUGCGGAACGAAAUCGAGCAAAGCAUCGGGACGGGGGAGUGCAACCUCUCUGCGCUGGGUCUGUCGUCUGUCCCCUCCGAUCUCCCGGUGGCCUCGCUGUGGAAGGUCAGCUUCGCCGAGAACAAGUUCACCACGCUUCCCGCCUCCCUCUUCCAAGAUGACGCCUUUGCGAAUCUGGUGGAGCUGGACCUGAACACGAACGAACUCGCCUCGCUGCCGUUGCCCCUGUUUUACCUUCCCAAACUGGAGGUACUCUCGCUGAACACGAACGCCCUCGUCUCGCUGCCGUUUGAGGGGGUGAAGGGAGCGGAGAGGGAUGCGCACGGCAUGCCCUUUCUGCCAGUCGUGCGCCGCGUCGGCAUGGAGUCGAACCGUCUUAGACGGCUGCCGAUGGAGUUUCUGGCGUGGUGUCCGUGCUUGGAGGAGCUGCUGCUGGCGAUGAAUGAGUCCAUGCUUGACAACCCUGUUCCGUACGAGAAGCUGACGCAGCUUCACCGUUCAAACUCAAAGCGUGUGUUGCUGAAAGUAGACAACCGACCGCGCUUUGUGAAGCAGAUGGAGAUGGAAAAGUGGCCGACGACGCUGCGGUGGCUGAAUGUGGAGCUGAACAAAAUUUACCCCGACAAGGUGCUCGAUUUUCUCUAUUUAGGGUCCCUCCGCACGGCACAGACGGUCACCGUCUACCACGAUCUCGACAUAGGCUAUGUCCUCACUGCCGGGCGCAACUUAGAAGUCGUGGUGGAGCCGUGGAUGAAGCAGUUGGUCGUGGGCGUUGAUGACUACCCUGAGCAGGGGAUGAUCCCUAUUUUCGAAGAGUCCUUUCGCUUUAUCGACGAGGCACGGUCCAACAAGAAGGGGGUGCUGAUCCACUGCUUCGCUGGUAUGUCGCGCUCUGUCACCAUCGCUGUGGCGUACAUUAUGCAUCUGAAAGGCUUGACGUGCACUGAGGCCCUCUGGAUGGUGCGGCAGGCGCGGCCAGCCGCCAGACCAAAUGAAGGCUUUUUAGGUGAACUGAAACGGUAUGAAGGCAUUCUGAAAGAGGAAGGCAUCAUCAAAGAGUAG
Molecule: messenger RNA, 1266 nt
Organism: Leptomonas pyrrhocoris
Lineage: Eukaryota; Euglenozoa; Kinetoplastea; Trypanosomatida; Trypanosomatidae
Product: putative phopshatase
Exons: 1
Coding region: 1-1266 (421 amino acids)
Biological process (GO): negative regulation of MAPK cascade; protein dephosphorylation
Cellular component (GO): cytoplasm
Molecular function (GO): protein tyrosine/threonine phosphatase activity; MAP kinase tyrosine/serine/threonine phosphatase activity
Source: RefSeq, a predicted model, not a curated record